Molecule: messenger RNA, 5056 nt
Organism: Malaclemys terrapin pileata
Lineage: Eukaryota; Metazoa; Chordata; Testudines; Emydidae
Gene: PAH
Product: phenylalanine hydroxylase
Exons: 13
Coding region: 99-1418 (439 amino acids)
Biological process (GO): L-phenylalanine catabolic process; L-tyrosine biosynthetic process
Molecular function (GO): iron ion binding; phenylalanine 4-monooxygenase activity
Source: RefSeq, a predicted model, not a curated record
CAAACCUAGUAAGGUCAGAAGGCUUUCUCUACAGAGAGAAGAGUGCAUUGCAGCCUGAGUAUUACUAGCUUUAAAGCCUGGACACAGAGGUUUGCAAAAUGAAUGGAGAUCCUUUUCAGGAGACUAUGUACAUUGAAGAAAACUCAUAUAAAAAUGAUAUGAUCUCUUUGAUUUUCUCGCUGAAAGAAAAGGUUGGGGCGUUGGCUAAAGUUCUGCGCAUAUUUGAGGAAAAAAGUAUAAACCUGACCCAUAUUGAGUCCAGACCUUCCCGAGUCAACAAAGAUGAGUAUGAAUUCUUCAUAAACCUGGAUAGGAGGAAUACUCCUCUUCUCACGGAUAUCAUCAAGACUUUGAGAAACGAAAUGGGAGUGACUGUUCAUGAGCUUUCACGUAAAAAGAAGAAAGAUGCUGUGCCAUGGUUCCCGAGAACUAUCCAGGAGCUUGACAGAUUUGCCAAUCAGAUCCUAAGCUAUGGAGCUGAACUGGAUGCAGACCACCCUGGUUUCAAAGAUCCUGUUUACCGGGCCCGCAGAAAGGAGUUUGCUGACAUGGCCUACAACUACAGACACGGGCAGCCUAUUCCUAAAGUGACUUACACAGAGGAAGAAAAGAAAACGUGGGGCACAGUCUUCAGGGAGCUGAAGACUCUCUAUCCAACUCAUGCUUGCUAUGAACACAACCACGUGUUCCCGCUACUGGAAAAAUACUGUGGCUACCAGGAGGAUAAUAUUCCACAACUUGAAGAUGUUUCAAAAUUCUUGCAAACCUGCACUGGAUUCCGCUUACGUCCUGUCGCUGGCCUGCUGUCUUCUCGGGAUUUCCUGGCUGGUUUGGCAUUCAGAGUGUUUCACUCUACACAGUACAUCCGCCAUGGAUCUAAACCAAUGUACACACCAGAACCUGAUGUUUGCCAUGAGCUCCUAGGACAUGUACCUCUGUUUGCUGACAUUAGCUUUGCUCAGUUUUCCCAGGAAAUUGGACUUGCAUCCUUGGGAGCGCCGGAUGAAUAUAUUGAGAAACUUGCUACGGUCUAUUGGUUUACGGUGGAAUUUGGACUCUGUAAAGAAGGUGAUGCAAUAAAGGCCUAUGGUGCUGGGCUGCUGUCUUCAUUUGGCGAGUUGCAGUACUGUUUAUCAGAUAAGCCUGAAAUUCAAUCCCUUAACUUGGAGAAGACUGCAGUCCAGAAAUACCCCGUCACUGAGUUCCAGCCUGUUUACUAUGUUGCUGAAAGUUUUAAAAAUGCAAAGGAAAAAGUAAGGAGAUUUGCUUCAACAAUCCCUCGACCUUUCUCCGUUCGCUACGAUCCGUACACCCAGAGAAUUGAAGUCUUGGACAAUGCAAAGCAGUUGAAGAAUUUAGCUGAGUCCAUCAGCAGUGAGAUAGGAACUCUUUGCAGUGCCCUCAAGAAGAUAGAAUGAAGAUUUUCUCAGCGUCCUCUCUUCCAAGAGCUACUGGCUGAAGUGACCAUAUGCAAAUGCCAAUAAUAUUCUAGCUAUUUCACAUUAUCACUCUAUUGAAUGUGUGAAUGUUUAAGAUAUAUAUGUAUACACACACAUAUUACUUAAUUACUAUAGCUUAGCAACAAAAGAGGCUUCUGUGGGUGACUCUGUGCUCUCUUUGGUUGCAUAUCAUAAUUCUAUUUAAAAUUCACCCCAGCCCGGGUGACUAUCCACGGCCUGCACAUCUCUUCUGUCUGAAUCCUGGAGGCUGGCAGAAGAGGGAAUCCUUCUCCAUUCACCAGCCUGUGGAGUUACUGCAGCCCUGGUACUGCAUUGCCCCCAUGUCCCAGUGACAACGUGGCAAUGGCUAGCAGCAGAUUCACCCACCCUGCCACAUCCCUCCUACACUCCCAUCCCCCGCAGCCUGCAACCAUGCCGGGUUCCCCUGGAGAGCAAAGCUCUGUAUCCCUAGCUCGUACACAGACUCUACAUGUCCUCACAAACCCUGUCCCCUACAUAGCAAAUUUGCACCUCUUCCACCACACAUGGGGCACUCUGCACGGAGAAGAGGCCACAGUUUGCCACCUUAACAUGGGGCUUAAGUGGUACCUUGUGUGGGUCCUCUGCACUGGGAUGAAUUUUGCUGUAAAAGUUUUUGUUCUUCAAAAGUGACUUCAGAUUUAGUCAAAGAGUAGAUGCUCUGCUGUUACAAGUGGAGAAUGUGUUUUCAGUAUGUUUCUGACUCAUUAGUGAAGAUUUCUCCUCCAGUGUUAAAAUAUUGUGUUCACACCGUGAAUGUUUCCCACAGCUCAUAAUCCAGGGACUAAAUUUGCUAUGUCACAGAUUGGACAUUUGAACCAUCCUGAGCAAAGCAGAGCAAAUCAGUGUUUCCCAUUAACAAUUUUCCCAUACACAAGUUUCAACAUGUGAUGACAGGUUUCAGAGUGGUAGCCGUAGUUAGUUUAAUAGUAUCAGCAAAAAGAAUGAGGAGUCCUUGUGGCACCUUAGAGACUAACACAUUUAUUUGAGCAUAAGCUUUCGUGGGCUAAAACCCAAAUAAAUGUAUUAGUCUCUAACAUGUGAUGAGAGGUUCUAAAGCUGCUGUGGGCUUUACAAAACUAAUUUAAAAGUCCACAAAAUGUAAAACCUAUUAUUGCACCACUUUUAUGUUUACAUCUCGAAAAGCAAUGGAUCUUUCAUUCAAACGUUGUCCUUUAAGAGGAUACAAACUACAGUUGCCUCUAUUAUAUUUAUAGCAUAUACUAAUCUAAGGAUACUGGGCCGGAUCCAGGUUUUUUGCCACCCCAAGCAAAAAAAAAAAAAAAAGAUGGAGUGCCGCCCCUUGAAAAGUGCUGCCCCAAGCACAUACUUGGAAGGCUGGUGCCUAGAGCCGGCCCUGUAAGGAUACCAGCUGGGACCUUUUUGAAUAGAAGUAUAUUUAUACAAAAUGGCAUCAUUUUGGUGCUUUGAAGUAUCACUUUUUAUCACUGAGUCUUUUAUUGUGUGGUAAUGUUUGUGCAAACCUUUAAUCCCUGGCACUUAUUUCAAAAGUGAAAGAAGCCCAUGUUCCUUCCCUUCUAGUAUAGUGAUGCCUCUAAGGUGAUUGUGGUCACAAAGGACGAUUCCACCACAAGUUUGAAGUCUUUCAAAAUAAUCUGCUGCUGGCUUUCAAAUCUUGUUGUGACUGCUGCUAUGAAUAACAGAAGAGCAGCAUCCAUGGUGCUGUUGGGAACACAGGAUACAUGGUUUCCUUUAUACUUAAGUGGAAUUAUUAAACAACUUUCACAUUUUGGGUCUGAUUAUGUCUCAUUUACACAGGUGUAGGCUGGAGUGACUCCAGUUAAAUCAAUGGAAUUACAUUGGUGUCAAACUAGUGUUAAGUGAGGGGAGGGAGAGAACUGGCCCCCUCAGGAUUUUAGAAAUGGAUGAAACAAACUGCAACUAGAUUUUCUUACUAAAAAAAAUAAUCUUAUGCAUUUAUUUUUAAAUAUUUUAAGUUAGCUGCAUUUAGAAUACUAGUUUUAGUGGAUAGCUCAAGAAAGAAAUUAAAAUUUGUAAAAAAUCUUUUAAUUUCUCUGCUGUCUGGUAAACAUAUCAUUCUGCUUUGUAAACUAAAUGCAUGUAAAUGUUUAGUAAGCCAGUAUUAAAACAAAUAUUUACAAAUAUAGAGAGUACUUUUUAAGUGGUGUGUCAGACUAAAUAAAAAAACAACUCAAUAGUAUUUUGCACUUCUGCAGCAUCAUUCAUGGAAGAACAUCAAAAUGCUUUAAAACCAUUAACUAAGAAAUCUCAGAUCCGUGAAGUAUUGCCUGUAUUUUACAGUCAGGGAAACUGAGGCAUGGAAGGUUAUUGGCAUGUCCAGGAUCUGCUAUCGAGCCUGAGAUAAAAAUUCUGGAUCGGCUCUGUCAAUUUAGGCUAAUAUAGUGUUCCCAUUAUAGUGCUAUCCAAGUAUUUAGGAUACUCAACUAUAACUAAACUUCUGACCACCAGUCCCAUGCUAUAACCUCUUUCUCUCCAUACUUCUUCCUUCAGUGCUUCUUGUAGAAUAAGCUAAAAUAUCCAUGGUGCCUUCAUUCCUGACUAAGGUGAUCAAAAAGUUGUGGUGAGACCGCUUUUGCAGUAUCCAGUUGCCUCAGAUCUCCUUGACCCUUUUCAGCUUGGGUACCAACCUGGUUACGAAACAGAGCCCACCUUAGUUGCAUUGAUAGAAGAUCAGCUGUCCAUGCUGAUAUUAUUACAGUAGGUAGCUGCCUUUAAUAGAGUUGAUCACGAUGGUGUUUGUUAUUGUAAAGAUGGGGAGGGAGACUUGAGAUUUUACCUUGCUUGUUGCUGAUGGUUUAAUCUUAAAGUAUACUGCUGCACUUAGCAUGUACUGUAUUUUUAAGUUAUGUCAAAGGUGUAUAGAUAGAAGACCUGGUUAGCAUUUAAAUUCAUCUAAAUGAAUAAUAGUCAUACCAUAUAAAUUCAUUAUCAAUAAAGCUGCAACAAUAAAUACAAUGUAAAAACCACUGUAUGAAAAGGAUUUCUGCUGAAAUGAGUUAGUUGCUUUUGGUUGAUUUGUUUGUUUUUCCUAAAAGUGCCUAUAGCUAAUAUGAUUGGAGUGGCUUUUCAUUCUUCUGUAUACCCCGUUUCUUCUAAGCUCCAUAAAGUAACACUAAUAAUGAGUGAUAUGUGCACAUCAAGUAGUGACUAGAUGCCGUAUAUAGUGCAUUGUGAUAUUCUGUAUUUUGAAGCAUUUACUUUUCAUCUUCAGUAUGGGGGUUGGGAUGUAAUUAUACAUCUUUGAGUAGCGUCUCGUUAGCAGGUUUUUCUGUCUGCACAAAUGCACAGUUGAGCCAACACUUACUUUGGUGCCUCACUGCAUCCAAACCAUUUAACUUCCUUACCAUUUAUUUUCAUUAAAUUGCAUAUGUUCACUGUUACUUUUUAUGUCAACAGAUUAUCAUGUUCUUUGCAGAGCUAAAUAAAUACAGUGUUAAGUACAUAUUAAGUGUAUAUUUCAGCAGUAUUGGGCAAUGUACUGUUUAAAGCGCUGAUCCUUGUAUAUGUCCUAAAAGCAAUAGGUGAAAGUUUUGUUUUGUUUUAUGCAAAUAAAAUUGCUAACAAUAACCCAUUAA